Molecule: messenger RNA, 1267 nt
Organism: Psammomys obesus (fat sand rat)
Lineage: Eukaryota; Metazoa; Chordata; Mammalia; Rodentia; Muridae
Gene: Selenof
Product: selenoprotein F
Exons: 5
Cellular component (GO): endoplasmic reticulum lumen
Molecular function (GO): oxidoreductase activity
Source: RefSeq, a predicted model, not a curated record
CAGGGGUCCUCAAACACCUGAAGAUUGACGGCGGACCGCAGGGAUGGCGGCCCAGGCGGGCGGGUGGCUGCGGCCCGCUCUGGGGCUGCGCUUGCUGCUGGCGACUGCGCUUCAGGCGGUGUCUGCUUUCGGGGCAGAGCUUUCCUCAGAGGCAUGCAGAGAGUUGGGUUUCUCCAGCAACUUGCUCUGUAGCUCUUGUGAUCUUCUUGGACAGUUCAGCCUGCUUCAGCUGGACCCCGACUGUAGAGGGUGCUGUCAGGAAGAAGCACAGUUUGAAACCAAAAAGCUGUAUGCAGGAGCCAUUCUUGAAGUCUGUGGAUGAAAAUUGGGGAGGUUCCCUCAAGUCCAAGCUUUUGUCAGAAGUGAUAAACCCAAACUGUUCAGAGGUCUACAGAUCAAGUACGUUCGAGGUUCAGACCCUGUACUAAAGCUUUUGGACGACAACGGGAACAUUGCAGAAGAACUAAGCAUCCUCAAGUGGAACACAGACAGUGUGGAAGAGUUUCUGAGCGAGAAGUUGAAACGCGUAUAAGCCUUGCUUAGUUGUUCUUUUGUUACUUAUCAAAUGAACUAUCACGGCACCUAGAAAAUACUUUACCUUUGCAUGCUUCCACUGGUCAAUCUUUUACGUAUAUCAUUAAUCUUCUAAUUAGAAGUUGAAGUAGCACCAUGGCCCAUAAUAUGCAAGGAUCUGGCAAGCUUGACAAGCUCAUUUCUUAGAAAGUUCUAUUCUUCUGCACUUGUUGAUAUCACCAGUAAAAUGCUUUCUAAGAGGCUUCUGGUUAAUUAUGCAAACAGUAGUUUGUAAUAAUUGGUCCACUUUUAUAAACAAUGGAAUUUAAAUAGGGGAAGUUAAUAAAGGAGACCCCCUCCUUUGCUCCUUUUGAAAGUAAUUGAUGUAAAACAACAAAACAAGUAGGACAUACUGAGCCUCAACAACAUGCCUGCUCCUCAGAGCCUUCAGAUCUUUUGUAUUGCCCAGCUUUCUUUUAGUAGAAGUAUAUUUGUAGUUUGUAAUGAAUGUACCACAUAAAAUUUUUGUAGCCUUAUUAUUAUGGAACAGAUUGAAGAUCUGCAGUAAGAGUGUGCUAAUCAUAAAGGUUUGCAUUAAUGAGGAUCACACAGAAAACCUUUGUUAAGGAUUUGUGUAGAUCUGAUAAUUGGCAAAUUUUUAUGUUUUAAAUAUUCUUACAAAAGAGUUCCAUUUAAGAAUGUUCAUUUAUUGGACCAAAAUAUAAAUAAAAACUUUCAAACGUUUGAUUUUAAA